Gavialis gangeticus (Gharial) is the source of this 1988-nucleotide messenger RNA. RefSeq names its product C-C motif chemokine receptor 4 (gene CCR4). The coding region runs from base 106 to 1188 and encodes 360 amino acids. The transcript has 2 exons. Gene Ontology annotation, biological process: chemotaxis; immune response; G protein-coupled receptor signaling pathway. The record is from RefSeq and is a predicted model, not a curated record. Gene Ontology annotation, cellular component: membrane. Gene Ontology annotation, molecular function: C-C chemokine receptor activity. Lineage: Eukaryota; Metazoa; Chordata; Crocodylia; Gavialidae.
UCUUCACAGGUCAAGUCACUCAGUGAGAAGGCAGGAGACGCCUGCACCUUCAGGCAAAGAGGCUUCUCCAAAUCAAUUGGGGAGGGGGAAAAAAGGAGCUAGAAAAUGAGUUCUGAAUAUCAAGACAUACUCAACACAUUCAGCACCCCUGGAUAUGACUACAAUUACAGUGACAAUUACAACAAUGCUCCAGAGCCUUGCAGUAAAGAAGGUGUUCGGCACUUUGGCUCAGUGUUCCUGCCCAUUCUGUGUACUUUGGUGUUCCUGUCUGGCUUGGUGGGGAACUCUCUGGUUAUCGUGGUCCUGUUCAAAUACAAGAGACUGAAGAGUAUGAGUGAUGUUUACCUGCUCAACCUUGCAAUCUCAGACUUGCUCUUUGUGUUCUCCCUUCCCUUCUGGUCCUAUUAUGCAGUGGACCAAUGGAUUUUUGGGGGCACUUGGUGUAAAAUUAUUUCUUGGAUCUAUCUUGUUGGCUUUUACAGUGGCGUAUCUUUUAUUAUGCUCAUGAGCAUAGACAGAUACCUGGCCAUAGUUCAUGCUAUUUUUGCCUUGAGAGCAAGGACUGUUACCUAUGGCUUUCUUACCAGUGUUAUUGUAUGGGUAGUAGCCAUUUUAGCCUCAAUUCCAGAACUGAUAUUUAAUGACUCUGUAAAUGAACAUAACUAUACUGCCUGCAAACCAAAGUACCUUGCCAACUCUGCAACCUGGAAACUUUUCUCCUCUUUGGAAAUCAACCUACUAGGGCUCUUGGUCCCCUUAAUAGUUAUGGGUUUUUGUUACUCAAUGAUAAUUGGGACUUUACAGCGUUGUAGAAAUGAGAAAAAGAAUAAGGCCGUGAAGAUGAUCUUUACUGUUAUGGUUGUGUUUUUUAUCUUUUGGACCCCUUUCAACAUUGUGCUUCUCUUACAGUCACUGUUAGACAUAGGUGUUAUUACAAGGUGUCAAAUCAGCACAAAUGUGGAUUAUGCAAGGCAAGCAACUGAAACCUUAAGCUUUUUCCAUUGCUGUGUCAAUCCAGUUAUAUAUUUCUUUAUGGGUGAAAAAUUCAAGAAGUACAUUCACCUGCUUUUUAAGAGCUGGUUCUUACCUGGAAAGCUUUGUAAACGCUGUGGAUUUCAUAUCGCUUACCACACUGAGUCUUCCAGUUCGUUCCACACACAAUCUACUGGCGAUCAAGAUGCUCUGUAAGAUAUGUCAGACCCACUACCACACUUAUGGCAGGCCAGCUCCCACAGGUACAAGAAAACAAAAAACUGACAAACAUUAGACCAUUAAGAUGCCUCUCACUUAAGCUGAGCAGAUGCACAUUUAAAAAUAAGCAAGUGCCUUACAGCUUUGACUUCUGCCUCUAUAUUUUAUGAAUGUAAUGAAAGAAAGAGUGAAUGUUUAUGAAGCAAAACCUAUCAGGAGACUUUGGAAAUGUAAACUUCAUUUCAUACUAUACUAAAUAAAUGCCAGCUACCAGCAACAGCUGUCUCUACAUGCUACAUUAUGCUUUCCCUCUACCUCCACCCCCCAUCAGCACCGUGACAAGGCUCUGCUUGGAAGAGCAGGGGAUCCUUUAGCCAUCACCAAAUAUUUUAGAAAUUUUCUGAGCAUAUCUGAGAAUAAAGAUAAUCCAUUACCAUAUUUGAGGUGCCAAGCCUAAUCUAGUCAUUUUACUUUCACAGUAUUUACUAGACCAGAUUCUUCAGGGCAUAAUUAAGAAGCAUACCUUGCCAUUGAGUAUUUCAUUGACAGUAAAUACAUUCUUUGGCACUAAUAAAACUGACAUGAUGCAUAUUCAAGAGGGCAACAUUCACCAAGAUCUACAUCACACAUUAUGUUUUACUAUAUAUGUAUAUACAAAGAUGUAUGAAUUGCCUUUUUAAAAGAAUCCACUAUUGUGCUAUGUAGAGCAGCAGUUUUAUAUUAUUACUAUCAUGGAUGCUAGUAGAAAUAUUUUUAAAUAAAAAUUAUUUGAAAAAAUCCUACUGUGGAUCCUGUAU